ACAAGAAAUUAUUAUUCCCUUAAGGUUAUAGAAAUACUUUUCUUAACAGUAUAUAUGAAAAUAUGGUUUUUUUACGUGGUUGGAGAUAUGCAGCAUUUAUAUCCUGCAUUGUAGGCGGAAUUAGCGUAGCACUUUACCCUAUAAUUGUUGAACCAAUGAUGAAUGUCGAAAAAUAUAAAGAAUUGCAGAAGCAUAAUCGUGCCGGAAUCCGACAAGAGGAAAUACAGCCUGGAAACAUGAAAGUUUGGUCGGAUCCAUUCGGACGUAAAUAGGGACUUACACUUAUGUUGCCACAUUUGAACAUAAUAUAAGUAGUGAGGAAUUGCACUUUUUUGCCUUUAAUUCGGAACUAGUUCAUAACUUUAUAAAAUAUCAUCGAAUUAAUAAUGUCAAUUUCAUUUGUCUAAUAUAUCUGAUUUAGCACUGCUUUAGACACA
This is a messenger RNA of Zeugodacus cucurbitae (melon fly), 437 nucleotides long. RefSeq names its product small integral membrane protein 20. The transcript has 2 exons. NCBI's taxonomy places the organism in Eukaryota, Metazoa, Arthropoda, Insecta, Diptera, Tephritidae. Gene Ontology annotation, cellular component: mitochondrial inner membrane. The record is from RefSeq and is a predicted model, not a curated record. The coding region runs from base 63 to 272 and encodes 69 amino acids. Gene Ontology annotation, biological process: mitochondrial respiratory chain complex IV assembly.